GUAUGCCCAGCCCUGGCCCGAAACGAUGGCUUCAUGCCGGUUCCUCCUGGCAGCACCAUGCCAAAAGUUUCUGGCAGGCCCUUCAAUGUCGUCCCUGGGAAGAACUACGUGAUCACGAAGGCGCGGGACCCAGACCGGGCGCAGCAUGCCUUCGCGAACCUGAUGUCGGCUUCCAAGGCCCACGCUGCUCCAUCGCUGUACGAGGAACUGUGCAUUGACAGCACGGAUGACUUCGGGGCGGACAGGCCUGAGCUCGCAGCUGUCGUCAAGUAUG
This is a messenger RNA of Symbiodinium pilosum, 274 nucleotides long. The record is from the annotation of a GenBank genome assembly. Lineage: Eukaryota; Dinophyceae; Suessiales; Symbiodiniaceae.